AUGCCCGGCCAGAGGAGCGCAUCCAGCGAGCACCUCGCCUCGCUCGACGCCCUCCUCGCGACCCUCUCGCGCACCCGCUCGUCCCUCCCCGCCCUCCUCACGGCCGUCUCGACCUCGCACUCGGCCGCCCCGCACGACCGCACCGCAAUCUACCGCGCCGCGUCGACAGAGUGCUCGAAUGCCAUCACCGCACUCGCCCACCACCUCGACUCGCUCGAGGCCGUCCUCCAAGACGCAGAGGACAGCGCUCGCCGCGACCCGGCCGGCAUCGUCCUCCGCUCAAAGCACGACCCCGCGGCACCACAACCACGGCCACAACCACAACCGCCAGCGCAACCCGAGCACGACGACAACAACAAGCCCUGGGUCACGCUCGGCGACAUCCUCCACGGCGGCGAGGCGACGACGACCACGACGCGCAAGGGCAAGGCGCGCGCGCCCUAUGUGCCGCAACUCGACCCGCCCACCUCGCCCGACGAGCUCGUCGCCCUCGCACGCACGUGCGAGGCGCAGCACCCGCGCGUGCGGGUCCGCGUCGGCGAUGGCGGCAAGGGGCGGUCCACGCGCCGCCCGAGGACGCUCGAGGUCGUCGUCGCAGGCGUCAUGCGUGCGGUGGUCGGGCUGCGGUGGGAGGAGCGCGAGGGCACGACGGUGUGCGAGGCCGACUGGGUCAUGUGUCACGGGCUCGCAGAAGAGAAACCGCCGUUCCUUCCCUCGCAGUUCUUGCUCUUCCAGUCGAUCACGAACGACGCGACCGAGGUCAUAGACCAGGCGAGGGUGCGGCGGGUGGCGGGCGAGUCGGCGGCGAGCGUCGAGGAGGUCUUGGCAUUCCUCUCCGAUCCACCCUUGCCGUUCUAGCACGUCUGCAAUGCGACCGCCGACGCGUUCAUCGUGCUCGGCACUGCCUCGUC
Molecule: messenger RNA, 911 nt
Organism: Rhodotorula graminis WP1
Lineage: Eukaryota; Fungi; Basidiomycota; Microbotryomycetes; Sporidiobolales; Sporidiobolaceae
Exons: 3
Source: RefSeq, a predicted model, not a curated record